Molecule: messenger RNA, 3163 nt
Organism: Microtus oregoni (creeping vole)
Lineage: Eukaryota; Metazoa; Chordata; Mammalia; Rodentia; Cricetidae
Product: RAD50-interacting protein 1-like
Exons: 15
Coding region: 134-2512 (792 amino acids)
Biological process (GO): endoplasmic reticulum to Golgi vesicle-mediated transport; retrograde vesicle-mediated transport, Golgi to endoplasmic reticulum; regulation of ER to Golgi vesicle-mediated transport
Cellular component (GO): Dsl1/NZR complex
Source: RefSeq, a predicted model, not a curated record
GGAAGCCGAGGUGGCGCUCGGUCUGGCCUCCCUGGAGGCUGAUGUGGUUGUUUUGCCCGUCCGUGGGUGCCCUUACCGGACUCUGUAAGCCAGGCUGGCGGCGAAUGGAAUCGAGGACUCGCGCGGAGGCAGGAUGCUUCCAGCUGGCGAGAUAGGCAGGGUGUCGGCAGCCCCGUGCUGCCCCGAAAGCGGUGACGAAAUGAAGAACACAGAGGAGAAAAGUGACAUGAACAUUGCAGCUCUUGUUGGAAGCGAAAAACCCAUGCAAGGUAGAGAUAACGAUGAGCUUCCCCUGAAUGUGUCUGCAUUCAUAGAAAAGGAAGUGGGAAGUGACCUGAAAUCUUUAAAGAAACUUGGCAAACUCAUAGAACAGAUGACAGAAAAUAAAAUGAAGUUACAAGAACAGGUACUUGCAAUUUCGUCAGAAAUCCCUAAAAGAAUUCAAAGUGCUUUAAAAGAUGCAGAAGUAUCCAGACACGUUCUUAGUCAGUUUCUGGAGCAGGAAACUCCUCUCUUCAGCUCCAUCACCAGCCAUUUGCUGACUGCACAGCCCUGGAUGGACGACCUUAGUGCCAUGAUCAGCCAGAUAGAAGAGAUCGAGCAGCAUCUCACGUACCUUAAGUGGGUUUCCCAGAUCGAAGAGCUAAGUGAUAACAUUCAGCAAUACCUGAUGACCAAUAAUGUGCCAGAGGCAGCCUCUAUCCUGGUGACCAUGACAGAAGUUGACAUCAAGCUUCAGGAGUCAUCUUGUACUCAUCUUCUUAGUUUCGUGAGAGCGACAGUUAAAUUCUGGCAUAAAAUUCUCAAGGACAAGCUUACCAGUGAUUUUGAGGAAAUUUUAGCACAGCUUCAUUGGCCGUUCAUCACACACACCCAGUCUCAGACUGUUGGCAUAAGCCGGCCUGCUGGUGCGCCUGAGGUGUAUGGUACCCUGGAGACCCUGUUUUGUCAACUGUUGAAACUUCAAGCCUCAGAUGAAUUAUUAACUGAGCCAAAACAACUCCCAGAAAAAUAUUCUCUUCCUCCAUGCCCUUCUGUGAUCUUGCCCAUCCAGAUCAUGCUGACUCCCCUUCAGAAGAGAUUCAGGUACCACUUCAGAGGAAGCCGGCAGACGAACGUCAUCAGCAAGCCUGAAUGGUACUUGACUCAGGUACUCAUAUGGAUUGGAAACCAUGCUCACUUUCUGGAUGAGAAGAUUCAGCCAAUAUUGGAUAAAGCAGGCUCUGUAGUAAAUGCCAGGCUCGAGUUUUCCCGGGGCCUUGUGAUGCUUGUCCUUGAGAAGCUGGCUUCCGAUAUACCUUGCCUGCUCUAUGAUGACAAUCUCUUCUGCCAUUUGGUGGAUGAGGUGUUGUUGUUUGAGAGGGAGCUGCACAGUGUUCAUGGCUAUCCUAGCACUUUUGCCAGUUGUAUGCAUAUUCUGUCAGAGGAAACCUGUUUUCAGAGAUGGUUGACUGUGGAGAGAAAAUUUGCUCUUCAAAAAAUGGACUCGAUGCUUUCAUCAGAGGCUGCUUGGGUAUCUCAAUAUAAAGACAUCACUGAUGUGGAUGAAAUGAAGGUUCCAGACUGUGCAGAAGUUUUUAUGACUUUACUUUUGGUUAUAACUGACAGGUAUAAAAAUCUUCCCACAGCUUCCCGAAAGCUGCAGUUCCUGGAAUUACAGAAAGAUCUAGUCGAUGAUUUUAGGAUACGAUUAACGCAGGUCAUGAAAGAAGAGACCAGAGCUUCACUUGACUUCCGGUACUGUGCAAUUCUUAAUGCUGUGAACUACAUCUCAACAGUGCUGGCAGAUUGGGCUGACAAUGUUUUCUUCCUGCAGCUUCAGCAGGCAGCGCUGGAGGUCUUUGCAGAGAAUAACGCCCUCAGUAAGCUGCAGCUGGGACAGCUGGCCUCCAUGGAGAGCUCUGUCUUUGAUGACAUGAUUAACCUCUUGGAGCGUUUAAAGCUUGAUAUGUUGACUCGCCAAGUGGACCACGUUUUUAGAGAAGUGAAAGAUGCCGCAAAGUUGUAUAAGAAGGAAAGAUGGUUGUCCCUGCCAUCACAGUCUGAACAGGCAGUGAUGUCCCUGUCCAGCUCAGCCUGCCCACUCUUGCUGACCUUGCGGGAUCAUCUGCUUCAGCUGGAGCAGCAGCUUUGUUUCUCCUUAUUCCGGAUUUUCUGGCAGAUACUUGUAGAGAAGCUGGAUACAUACAUCUAUCAGGAGAUAAUCCUUGCUAAUCAUUUCAACGAAGGAGGAGCAGCCCAGUUGCAGUUCGAUAUGACACGGAAUCUUUUCCCUUUGUUUUCUCACUAUUGCAAGAGACCAGAAAACUACUUUAAACAUGUAAAAGAAGCCUGCAUUGUUCUGAAUUUGAACAUUGGUUCUGCAUUACUCCUGAAAGAUGUCCUGCAGUCAGCUUCCGAGCAUGUUCCUGCCACAGCAGCCUUAAAUGAAGUUGGAAUUUACAAACUGGCUCAGCAGGAUGUUGAGAUUUUGCUCAGUUUGAGGACAAACUGGCCUAACACUGGGAAAUAAUGUCUCUUUAAGAAAAGGGCUAUUUAACAAAGAAAACAGUUGGAUUGAAGUUGUCUGCUAAAAGUUCUGAAUUAAUGAGACUGGACAAAUGAAAACUUGGUAGAAUCAUUUAUUAUCUUGAGUUAUGAUGUCACCAAAGCAAUGAACAUGCUUCCUCCGUCCUCCUGCUCCUAAGAAAACAAAGAACGGAAAACUCAGCUAUGAGAAGCAGAGUAAUUACAAAUUAGAAUUACAGAUAGGCAUGCAGACAUCUGAAGGCAGCGUGAGAGCAAAGGCCAGCCAUAACUGACCUCCACUUUGCUAAAGCCGGACACACCCAGUACAUUGUAGAAAUACUAAGUUACGAAUGUAUGUUGAUAAUUGAGGUUCCUGUAUCCAGUUUGGGAUUUUACCAUGUUUAUAUGAGAAAUGCACAGUGCGUUGGGAGUGGUAGAAGACACCUAUAAUCUCAGGAGGAUCACUGUGUGUUUAAGACUCGCCUGGGCAACAUAGAUUCUGUCUCACCAGAGAAAAACAAAACAAAGCAAACCACACCACCCCCAAACCAACAACACAACAGUUUUAUGAGAUGGUGGUUAAGCUAUAGUUGUUCCUAAUUUUCAAUUCUCAUGUCCUUUCAAUUAAAGUAUUUGUUGUAUUUGUGUGUGCGUU